Cottoperca gobio is the source of this 7141-nucleotide messenger RNA. RefSeq names its product low density lipoprotein receptor-related protein 3 (gene lrp3). Gene Ontology annotation, cellular component: plasma membrane. Lineage: Eukaryota; Metazoa; Chordata; Actinopteri; Perciformes; Bovichtidae. The record is from RefSeq and is a predicted model, not a curated record. Gene Ontology annotation, molecular function: protein binding. The coding region runs from base 179 to 2668 and encodes 829 amino acids. The transcript is spliced from 7 exons.
UUGACCCUAGUGUCUUGGCUACCGCUGCAAAGGACACAAUGCUUUUCCAUAAUGAGGAGGACCUUUUGGUGAGUCUGAGCUGAAAACAGAUGCGGGAGCUUCGCUGGAAGACACAAAUGUCGAGCAAACCGUGGAAAUUGUGUCGGAGAUAAUAGCAGAAGUCCCCGUCGGGUGGACCAUGGGACUGACGGAGCUGCUGCUCGGACUGCUGUGCUUCUGCUCCGCUCUGUUCUGUGCAGCAGGCUGCAGUGAGCGAGUGGAGGUCCACACAGAGCGGAGGGGUGUGAUCUACAGCCCCUCAUGGCCUUUAAACUACCCCCCUGGAGUCAACUGCAGCUGGCAUAUCCAGGGAGGUCAGGGAGAGGUCAUUACCAUCAGUUUCCGGAACUUUGACAUAGCCGAGUCGGGAAAUUGUUUGGGAGACUGGCUCCUGCUAACUCCUACGAAGAAUGGAGAAUCCAGGCUGUGUGGCUCCAUGCUGCCUCCGCCCAUCAUCUCCACCAGGGGGCGCGUUUGGCUCUAUUUCCACUCUCAGGCCAACAGCUCCGGGCAAGCCCAGGGCUUUCGCCUCUCCUACAUCAGGGGUCACCUGGGUCAGAGCAGCUGUCAGUCAGAUGAAUUCCUCUGUGGUAAUGGGAAGUGUCUUCCUCACACCUGGAAGUGCAACGGUCAGGAUGAAUGUGGCGAUGCCACAGACGAACGCAGCUGCUCCCCCCCUCCCACUGAGACCCUGCCUGGCCUCUGCCCCGUCGGCUCCCUCCCGUGCACUGAGGCCCAGUCCACCCGCUGUCUGCCCGCCGCCCUGCGCUGCAACGGAGCCCGAGACUGUCUGGAUGGCACCGACGAGCGUGGUUGCCCCGACACCACCUGUGGCAAAAGUCUGAGGAACUUCUACGGUUCUUUUGCUUCACCUGAUUUUUUCCGGGCUAACAGGAGCUCCGUGGUGCAGCUGAGGUGUUCAUGGUCGCUGGACACCCAGGACCCCAAGCCCAUCGUGCUGCAGCUGGACCUGCAGCUGGGGCCCAGAGACUCGCUGCAUAUCUACGACGGUCUGCUGCAGCGGGCAGAGCACCUCUUACAGGUGCUGUCGUAUCAUAACAACAGGCGCCCGGCGCUGCUGGAGUCGAGCCGAGGACAGAUGAGUGUUUUGUACAUGGCCCAGCCUCACAGCCCUGGACAUGGAUUCAACGCCACAUACCAGGUCAAAGGUUACUGUUUUCCCGGCGAGCGUCCCUGUGGCAGCGAUCAGGGCUGCUACUCUGAACGGCAACGCUGCGACGGCUACUGGCACUGCCCAACUGGCCGCGACGAGGAGGCCUGCCCGACGUGCCCAGAAGGAGAGUUCCCCUGCGAGGGUGGUACUGGAGUGUGCUACCCAGCCUCUGAGCGCUGCAACAACCAGAAGAGGUGCCCAGAUGGGUCGGACGAGAAGAACUGCUACGACUGCCAACCUGGAAACUUCCACUGUGGGACGAACCUGUGCAUCUUCGAGACGUGGCGGUGUGACGGCCAGGAGGACUGCUUAGACGGGAGCGAUGAGAGGGAUUGCCUGGCAGCGGUACCCAGGAAAGUGAUCACGGCCGCCCUGAUUGGCAGUCUGGUCUGCAGCCUCCUGCUCGUCAUUGCCCUCGGCUGUGCCCUCAAACUCCACUCUCUCAGGAGCAGAGAGUACAGAGCGUUUGAGACCCAGAUGACUCGCAUGGAGGCUGAGUUUGUUCAGAGAGAGGCUCCCCCUUCGUAUGGUCAGCUAAUCGCCCAGGGUCUCAUCCCACCGGUGGAGGAUUUCCCAGUGUACAACCCCACCCAGGCCUCCGUGUUGCAGAACCUGCGGUUGGCGAUGCGCAGACAGAUCAGACGUCACUCGACACGGCGCUCCACCUCUUCCUCAUCUCGUCGUCGUCUCGGGCAUCUGUGGACUCGCCUAUUCCACAGUGGCGGACGAACAAGAGGAGUUCCCCUGCUCAACUCCCCUGGACCGACACAGAUUACACUGGGGCUCCACAGCUACCGAACAGUGGGUUUGCAGCGGCCCCUGGCGAGGGCCAGCAGUGGAGCUGGGCUCGGGGAUGAGGUUGAUGUAGUGGGCUCCUGCUGCUCAGCCGCCAUGGACCUGCAGUCCUGCACUUCAGAGAGCCCUGCAUCCCCUCUCUCCUCGCAGUCAGUGGACAGUCCAGAGGAAGAGGAACUGUCGCCUGUCAGCAGGGAGAGCAGCAGGGCUCCACAGUCUCAGCCCCCCACCCCUGUUCAGAAUAACUGUUUACCUCAAAGGGGGCCUGCUCCCCAGGAAGCCUCUGUACCCCUGUGUCACACCCGGGCAUCGAGGAAACUGGUUCUGGAGCUCGCUGUUAACCUAAAGGGUGUUUCCUUGAGACGAUACUCCCCCUUGGGGCCCUUGUCCCCUAUCUCACCCCUUGUGUUUCCCAGCAGCUCCCAGACACCCACAACCCACCCUCACUCCCAGGGGCCGGAGGUGACGUCACCUUCCAAACCCUCAUCUUCUUCUGUGAAAGCAGAGGACAGCAACAGCCACUUUACCGUGGAAGUGCCAAGCAGGGAAAUAAGAAGCAAGGAUGAGAGGAGGAGGGAGGGCAAGAGCGGGCUCUGCAGGUUCAGCAGGACCUUCAGUGAUGAGGGAGCAGAUUCAGGGAGGGAGACGACGCCAUGCUGAAAUAUUUAGAAAGAUUCUGUCCUUCCCCUCGCUCUGUUGAGACCUGCUGUCAGCAAUAUUUGCUCUGCUAAAGUGUCCUUGAAAUGUGUCCCUUCCAGAUCCAGAGGUGAGCCCGGUACAGUAGAAUAUAAUUGGCUCAUGUCCAUUCAACACUUUGAGUGUAUAUGCACAAAUCGGCAAUCGCAGUAUUUUACUUAGAUAAAUAAAACCAGCGUUGGUAGUGCUUAUGGUCUGUGUUGUACAAUAAAUGUAUUUGUCAAACAGGGACUUAAAGGGAUUGUUUGGAUGUUUUGAAGUGGGGUUGUAUCAGGUACUUAUCCACAGGUGUAUUACCUGCAGUAGACGGCACGCCCCCCAGUUUGGAGAAGCAGGCAGGAGUUACCGCACAGAAGCAAAGCAAUGUAAUGCUGUGGACGGGGGCAGCUGCAAAACGUAUUUACGCCACCUAAAAGAAAGGCCCACCAAAUCUUUUUGAUUUUAUUUAGAAUAUUUGUAACGCUUUACUUGUCGUCUGACAGACCUUUCCGACAGGGAACUGCUCUCUUCAAAGCCACCAGACUUUAUUGACAAAAACAAUGAGUUGCUGGUCUACUGCUGCCUAGAUCGGUUAGUUUGUUUUGUUAGGUUAGUUCGUAUUUACCAAAGUCACACAUAUCAAAAACUGGAGUCUGGUAGCAUCAGUUCCCCGUCGGAAAGGGAAAAUAUUCUAAAUAUAGUGUACACUUAAACUGAAAUAGAUUUUUAAAUACUCAUACUUAAAAAGAUCCUGACUAUCCCUUUAAUGUUGACUCCCACAAUUGAAAGCAAAUAGACACCCCUGAUUUUUGGACAUAAACACGUCACGAGUCUGUUCCAGACAAAUCAAACUCAAUUCUGGCCACUAAUACCAAUACAAUAUUGGCAACAUGUUCAUACAACGCCAAAGUAGCCUUUGUGUCGUUACCCAGAGCCAUUAUGCACCGCUAUAUACUGUGAACCAUAAAAGCCUGUUUAGCGAUCACAAAAGAAUUUACCUGAUUAAUGAUCAUCUAGUCAGUCUUAUUCCCACUUUAUUGAAUGGGGUGGUGUUAUUAUUAUUAUUAUUAUUAUUAUUAUUAUUAUUAUUAUUAUUAUUAUUAUUAUUAUUAUUGUAUGAGAUUUCUAAAAGGUCAAGAUUGGCUGUUGCAUUAAAGGAUAAAGUUGGUGAUAUUUUAUGUUUUUCAUAUUGUCAACAAAUCAUAUGAAAAACCAAAAUGAGUAUGUCCAUCUCUCAAUCCUUUUCUACUUCACCAGCCGCUGUAUUUACUUUCAUGUUUUGAAAAAGGAUUCAGUACCCUGAAACGUCAAGAAACGUCACUCAAACAGGAGUAAAUAGUGCAGUUGUUGGAGACUAUUUUCAGCUGCGGAUUAAUACACAUUUGCAGCAGCAGGAUAGUGUGUGUGGGAUUGAGACAAAAUACAUUUCAGUGUGUGUGCUUAUGGUAAUGAGGUACCAAACAGUGUGGCUCAUUUAAUAUUUCUUGGACAACAAUGGAGCUCUAUGACACUGAGGAAUAAGCUAUAUCCGGCUACACGGAAAAUACUUUUUAAUAAAUUGAGGGGUUUGGUCUUUUCACAAGACUUGUUGACAGUACAAAAAAUAUUAAAUAAAGCAAGACCUAACUUAACUUUGAACUGUAAAAGUUUUACAUUUUGGUAAAUACGCUUAUUUGCUUUCUGUGUGAGAGUUAAAUGAGAAGAUCGAUACUGCUCUCAUACCUGUCCCUAAAAUAUAAGAAUACACUUAUCAGCCGAUUAGCCGAUUAGCCGAUUAGCCUAGCAUAAAACAGCUAGCUUGGCUCUUUCUGGUAGUGAGUGAGCUUUUAAGGUGCUGGUGUUCCAGCUAGCUGUUUCCACCUGUUUCUAGUCUUUGUGUUAAGUUAUGCUAACUGGCUGCUGGUUUUUUUUAAGGAUAUGUGGUAUCAAUCUUCAUAUCUAACUCUAAAGGGCAAAUAAGCAUAUUCCCCAUAAACUAUUCUGUUAACGGUGCAGUGUCAUUGAAUCAUUCAAUCAUGCCAAACUUCUGUCAGCUUGUAUUUAACAUAUACCUUUCUUCUUCAGUGAUACUUCAGUGACCCCUUUUAAACAUGAACAAUGUUGUCAUUAUGUUUUAGAAAAUUGUGUCAAAUUGAUUUAUCAAUUCAACCUUUUGAACUUGAUAUAUCAUCUGUUUUAAAAAGCCAAACUUGGAUAGAAACUGAGGUAGUGAGUCCAAGUACAUUGCCUGUAACUCUGCUCAGCCCCUCAUCCUCCUCAAUCAAACCCACACUGUCCUCGCAAGGAAGCCUUUCCUCACUUGAAUGAACUUGGCUGUGUCUGAGGUAGUGUCUGACAGUGCAGUGAAGACUUUAUGUGAAUGUCUAGGAAGCGUCGGGACGAGAAGCUUCACUUCACUUUCACUUUCAGAAUAUUGAUUGUUUGUCCAGCCCUCUUCAUCCCAGUGGUACCUCUGCAGCCCUGCUGACUGCUGACGCCUGGACUGCUGGUUUAUUCCACUGGAAAUUCAUAUCUAUGCUGUGGAGGUUUCUAUGACAGGAUGUUAAAACAAAGGCCUCUAUUUUUCAGAUUUCGGUGGAGACCUCUAGUCUUACUUUAUAUUUCUCUCUGCCUUGACAAACAUUGAACUUGAUUGAACCUCUUUCGUAAAGCCUGUCAAUCUGAGGUGACCCUGGUGACCGACUACUAAUUACUUUUGGGCCUCUGAAGAAUGUAUCACUUCCAUUGUUUCUUGAAAUCGUUGCAUUCUCCCUGUUUUACUGCAGGAUAUUGAUCAUGAAGUCAGAUAACCUGUGUUAGUACGGAGAGUAGGAGACAACUCUGGAAGCCACAUGCUGGUUGUUUUUCAGCUGCAGUGUCAGGUUUCUGUACUAAAUAUAUGGUCUUUCCUGCUCUUUCUCCUUUGAAGGGAUGGUUUGGAUAUUUUGAAGUGGCGUUGUAUGAGAUUCUUAUCCAUCGUCAGUGUAUAACUACUGUAGAUGCCGUUCGGCACGCCCCCAGUUUGGAGAAGCAGACAGGAGUUACAGCACAGAAGCUAAAUAAUGUACUGCUGUGGACGGGGGUAGCAGCAAAAUGUAUUUUAGUCACACAAAAAAAAAUUCUGUUUAAGUGUACGCUAUAUUUAGAAUAUUUUCACGGUCAGACAGUCCUUUCCAACGAGGAACUGAAGCCGUUAUCUAUGCUCUCUUCAAAGCCACCAGUCUCCGUUGACAAAAAGAGUAAUUUUCCUCACAGAACGUUGCUGGUCUAGCGCUGCCUCGAUGGGUUAGUUAGUUUGUGUUAUUGUGUGACUUUGGUGAAUCCAAACUAACCCUUUAAAACACCAAAUUAGGUAAUACACUGAUUAUGGAAAAGUAUCCUCAUACAACCCCACUUCAAAUAAUCCAAGCGAUCCCUUUAAGUGAUCUGAAUGCACUUCCUUUUCCUUUCCAUAAACAGCUGCUACAUGUUAUGUGCCAUAAGAGAUGUCUCCUCAUUCCUAGCGUUACAUAUUUUGGCUCUUUGUUCCACCCUUGUAUCUUGUUCUUUAAGUUCAAAGCCUGUUCGUCCUCAUUUAACUUAAAGUUAAUUAGUUUAGAAAAAAAUCACAUACCUGCAGAAUGUAUGUCCUUAAAUGCUUUGUGGUGUACAGAAGCGUGUUAAUGCCUUAAUGGUUAUUCCCUGCUGUUGCAAACAUCACGGGCAGUUUCACGGCCUACAGUUGUGGUGUUAAUGUUUGAAGAGAUUAUAUUUGUCUGUGUCUGGACACAGCUUUAUGAUAUGACAUGUGAUUGGUACAACUGACUGCUCUGGAUUUAUAGUGCACUACUGCAUCAGGGAUCUCUGGGAUUAUUAUGGCAGGGAAGUUAGGGAAAGGAAAAUAUUUCUUUUCAAUAACCUUAUUCCAGUGUAUUUACCUGUUUAUUUAAAUGAUACUCUGUUAAAGUGUUGGUGAAAUGCUUUACUUUGAUGUUUUUCAGACUGCAGCCAACCCAUUGUAAAGAAUGAUGUGGUAACGUAUUAACAUUUGAAAUGUGAACAGAGAUUGUGUCACAUUGACUGCUAAGGUGAGGCUUUAUUAUCUGUUCCAUACCCUUUUUUCUUCUUUGCAUUUAUUCACUAUAAUGUAUAUUAUCAAACCCUUUCCAAUAUUUAAUAUAUUAAUAACUGGACUGGACAAUGGUUUAACACAUAGGUAAAUACACUGGAUGGAGGAAGUGAAGUACUACUGAACCAAGUUGUCCAGCAUUCCCUUUCCUUGCUGUUUGAUUUUGAAGCUUCCCCUUCAAAGGCUGAAGUCAACAUGUAUACUGUGUUUGUAUAAAAGCAUUUCUCUUAUUUAAAAAAAACUAUAUUGGUUUAUUUUGUGCUGAAAGAGACCAUGGGUUUGCAAUGCCUUCUGCUGAUUAUUUGUCAUUGUUUUCCUGUGCCUGCAAUUAAUAAACUUCAAGCCGUUUAUUUACUGAAUUAUUUCAGUGU